AUGUUUGAACCUGGUGAUGGACGGCGGUCAGUGUCGCCGCUGAGUACCGGACGCUCCUCGCCCGCCCUCCGUGCUCCUCGCCGCCUCGAGGACGCUGUCGCCCAAAAAGAUAAAACAACUCGACGCUAUGCAACUGCCAUAGAACGUGCUCUUUCGUCUUUCGAUAGUACUCAGCAGGAAUGGGCCGACUACAUUGCCUUUCUAGCCCGCCUGCAAAAGGCCCUCCACCCUCCUCCACCGAACCUUGAAUAUCUUCCUCACGCCCACAAUGUUGCCCUGCGUUUGGCACAAUGUCUCAACCCUGCUCUGCCCUCCGGUGUCCAUCAAAAGGCUCUCGACGUCUAUGCGACCAUCUUCUCCUUCCUCCCUCCUCCCUCUCUUGGUCAAACGCUACACGUAUACCUGCCUGGUUUGGUUCCUGUCUUGUCCUUCGCAUCGUUAUCCGUACGGCCCAUAUUCUACUCGGUCAUCGAGGACCACAUCUUGAAGCUAGACUCUGAACAUAUCCGUCCUGCUACAAAAUCUCUGAUCCUGUCAUUGUUGCCUGGUAUCGAAGAUGAAACAAGCGAGGAUUUCGACAGAGCUUUCCACAUGCUUGACAUCCUGCGAAAGUCUUCUUCUCGCGACAUUGAAGAUGGUUCUGAUACAGAAGGAAAGGAUGGCUACUUCUGGCAGUGCUUCUUCCUCGCUGUCAUCACCAAUCCGUCUCGCAGGCAAGGUGCUUUGGCCUUCCUGACCCGUAAACUUCCCAACUUCACCCCGUCGGAAAAGCCUUCAGAUCCGAGUCAGACGGAGCAAAGUGCUUUACCUCUGGCUGCACAAGCUGCCAUCAAUCCCGAGCCCGGUCUACUAGUGCGCUGUUUCGCUGCUGGUCUCCAGGAUUCGCAGAUUCUUGUGCAGCGUGGUUUCCUCGAUCUACUCGUCACCCACUUGCCUCUCAGUUCACCUGUCUUCCGCAAUCAUGUUCGAUCAAAAGACAUGGUACUGAUCACUACUGCUGCUGCCAACUGUGUGUUGAGGAGAGACAUGAGUCUGAACCGUAGAUUGUGGUCGUGGUUUCUUGGCCCUGAUUCGACAGCUUCAGAGCUCGAAGACGGUGCUCCUCUCUCGCCCACAGACUCCCGUGGUAACGUCUCGCAAAAACAAGCUCUGUAUUUCCAGAAACAUGGUGCAGCAUCUCUAGAAAAGAGCAUCAUGAACAUGCUUGCUCAACAAAGUCACAACCCGACAACCCGCGCGAAGCCCUUCCGCGUGUGCUUGUCCUUGAUGGACCGUUGGGAGGUUGGCGGCUUGAUCGUUCCAAAGGUUUUACUGCCUGCUCUCAGAAAUGCAUUUGAGUAUAGUCAUACUAGUUCACCAGCGCAACUUGAAGAGGUCGUUCGCAGUGCCAGCCUUUUCUUCGAUGGCGUUGAGAGCAGUCUAAUAUGGUCGCGCCUGGUCAGUGUGCUGCUUUCAUCCUUUGACUUGCGUCGUUCUGCGGAGAGGGAGUCGUCACAUGGUCUCGAAUUUUUACACUUCGUCAUGGAUCGCUUCGACGUGCGUGACGAAGAAAUGCUUCUGAAGCAUAUUCCAAACACUGUCCUUAUUCUUUUUGCCCGCCUUGCUAUUGUCUUGAGCGAGAAGCAGAAUGAAUCAGAACGCUUCAUGGCUCUUGUGCUGAGCUUCGCACAACGGCUGUUACGUCUCCUGCCCCCACGUGCUUUCGGACAAGAGAGGAAUGAUGGUCUCUCUCAAUCUUCUUGGCAAUCUAAGAGUUGCUCCUCGGUCGUCAAGUCACUCACGCAGCAGUACACAAGAGAUGACUUUGAAGACAUCACCAUCGAUACCGAGAAGCUCGAUCGCCGAUGUACUGCUGAAUACAUACUGCAGAGCGUCAUCAAGGUUUUGAGGCUAAUCUUGACAUCAAAUACCUUGAUGAAUCAGCUGGGUCUUAUCACAGAUUGUUUCGUCAGCAUUAUCACAAAGACGCCGAACUCUCAGGCCUUCCGCGAUGCGGACAUACACGACACAUUCAAACACGCGCUUGACAAAGAUAGCCUGCUACAAGACUCCGCGACCGAGCAGUCAUCAUUUUUGGUCAUCAGCUCUAUAAUGUCAGUAAUAGUCGCCAGUGUUUCUGGGGGUCAGUCGCAGUACUUCAGUCAUGGACAAAUCAUGGAGUUACAAACCAAUGUUCUCAACGGUAUCUGGCAUCAUCUAUCGCCGUUCAGACCCAAGUACCACGUUGAGGCAGUAAGGUUGAUCUGGCAGUUGGAGAAUCUGACCAAAGCCGAACACCAAGUUGAAGCCCGUUUAGCCUUGCUUGUUGGUGACCAAUCCGAGAUCGAUGGCCCAGAAAUAGCUUCCAGAUUCACUGUCCUUUGGGAGCACACCAUGCAGAGCUUCAACCCAAGAUCAGAAGGCCCUGGAAGGCCCUUGUCUCGUAGACCUAGCGUCAUGCCUACGUCUGGCGAGCUUGGUGGCGAGGUCGACCCAGAGAGGGUCUUGACGAGGCCUUUGCUAUUGCUCUUAGACUCGCUGAACGUUGAGGGCACAGGUGCGGCUGAUGUUGUCCGUUCGUGGCUGCAAAGUCUUUCGAGUCUCGAUAGAGUAUUUUACAUCAUAUGUUCUAAGUUACAGAACGACAUGAAUAAUUUCGCUUACGAAGCAGGCAAGAAAGAAGCUCGGCAUCGGACACGAAGGAACGCAGAGCAAAGCCUGAAUGGUGUCUACUUCUGCUUCCAGCACUUGAGAAAUCUCCUGCGCAACCCCAACGAGCACAUGUGGCUCACGCUCUCAAAUCUUCAAUUUGGCUUUUCGAGCAACUCAAAGAGUGAUAUCACAAAGACCGAUGCCAUAGAGUUUCUCUCAAGAAUGUGCUUGAAGACACUUGCUCUACAAGGAUGCACUGUUCCACCGUCUCUACAACAUGCAUCUUUGACUGUGCUUCAGACGCUGCUGACAUGUCCCGAUGCAUCACUCAUGAAGCAGAUGGAGGUCGAUGAUGCACUGAUCGCCACUCUGAGCAAAGCUCUGAAGGGUCCGAUCGGAGCGCUACAGACUGUCUACCUCGAAACAAUAUCGAAAGCUCUCAAACUGCGAGCAGCGCCAAUGCAGAGCACAUUUGCUCCGCCUCGGAGUCCACUCGCCUCUCAUAGGCCUUCACUUACCGUUGAGGUACCAGAGAAUUUACCACAACGAGUAGUUUCUACGCCACCACCGGAGCUCUUGAGCUGCCUCCGGACCGGGCUGUCGUCACCUUCAAGUCGCUUGUUUCUCGAGCAUUGGGUUGAAUUUCUUGAUCAAGUCUUGCCGCUGUAUGCAGAUGCAGUUUUUGCAAAUUUGUUGCCGCUUGUUGAGUGUAUCUGCAAGCAGGUUUCAGGUGCUUUCCGAUAUGUGAAGCAUAUCUCGCACUCCACACAGGAACGAAUUGAGUCCGUGCCUAUAUCAACACUAUCUUCACUGUUGCAUGGGCUUGAGCUUGUUCUCGCUCAUGUCCAUCGCCAAUUCCAGAGCGAAGAAAUCGUCAGCCCCAUACCAAAAUCUCCGGAGCCGUCACAAGGCUUCUUCGGCAACAUUUCCGGCGUCUUUGCACAAGAUGGACAACACGCACCUCCGAGUAAGACCAGCCGCAUCAACAGCAGACUUACCAUGAUAUUGUCAUUCCAAGACGCUAUUCGGAUCUGCUUCUCCAUCUGGUCAUGGGCGAGCAAUGAAAGCGGUCGAUCGGACGCUACAUGUGCGGCAACCAUUUCACUGAAUGCACUCAAGUUGAGGAAUCGCACAAGGAAGAUCCUUGAAAACCUCUUCGCGGCGGAAGAGUUGGAGUGCCUUGAAACACUGGCUCUGAUAUGGUCUCGGCCCAAGCCAUCCCAAGAAGCCGAUUCUGCAGCAGUCUUUAGUCUGCUGCUGGUUCUGGACGGGUCGCGUCCUAAAAAUACGGUACCUGUCAUCAUUAAUGCGCUGUACAGUCGCACAAACAUUGAUGUGUUGGACACUGGACGUAGGUCAAGCUUAACAUCUGAUCUGUCUACAACAGAAGUGGCCGCUUUCCUGCUUGGUUAUGCACGCGCAAUCGAGGACGACGCGACCGAUGAGAUCUGGAGCGAGUGUACGAUCUUCCUGAGAGAUGUGCUCUCAAACCCGCUGCCUCACAGGCAGAUACUGCCGUCUCUUCUGGAGUUCACGGUCUUGCUCGCUGAGAAGAUUGACAACACCAACUUUGGUGAACUGCGUAAGAUGCGUCGCGAAUUAGGUGAUAUAUUCCUCCGGUUGUUGACCGCCACAUUCACUGCACGACCGCUUGGCACCAUUUUGGAGACUCCAGCGUCUGGGUCGCAGCUUUCUAGUGGCGUGAGUGAUCUUGUUCAAAGUCUUCUGUAUGUUAUGCCCAAGCUCUCGGUCGUUCUCCAGAGUAACGACAGAGUUUCGACUGCUGUCAACACCAUUUCGGGCAAUGUCAUGACACCAGCCUCACAUGCAAAAGCGUUCCCUGAGAACAUUAAUAAAGAUCUGCUGAGGCUUUUCGAACACAUCGCUCAGCAGGGACCAAACUCGAAGCACUGGAAAAAGGACAUUGCAGAUGCCUUCAACAACUCCCGACUAUUAAUGUGCUCUGCAGAUCUGAUGCACGACGGAUGGUACCCUGUGUUGCGCAAGUGGGCGCUCAGUGACAAAGACCGUCUGCCUGAGCUUCUGUCCAAGAUCACCGCUCCUUCUACAGCUGGCAUCAUGUUCGGCGUAGGCGCCAACGCAGCACGUCUUGAAGCCGAUCGAAGGACGCAGCUUACUCUGCGAAAAACAAUGCUCCUCAUGCUUGCCUGCGAACAAGACACCUUCGUGGGUAAUCUAACACAAAUCUUGGACAAGCUCGUCGAUCUGUGCACCGCCGAUUCCUCUUCCUCGCCAUCAUCAACCACUAGAGCAGAAGUCUUCAUGGUCUUCCGGGCGAUGGUGCUCUCCUUCUCCCCCAUACACUUAUCCGCCGUCUGGCCUGUCCUCAACUCUAAUUUGCAAAAGGCAAUCACGACAUGCCUACCCGGCGGCCACGAUCAAGAGAUCUACAGCAAUCUUUCGUUGUUGCAAGCCUGCAAACUCCUCGAUCUACUCACUACUCUAUCACCCGACGAGUUUCAACUGCAUGAAUGGCUCUACAUCACCGACACCAUCGACGCCGUAUACCGACCCGUGGACCUCAAUCCCGUCGCUCUAACAGACGAAGCAGCCGAAGCCCUAGGUAUGGAGAACUCUGAACAUUCCGCCUUCACGCCACCGACUAUUUCCAACAACACACCUGGCGAAGCGGGUGCUAGAAAACCGUUCUUGGGUAAUUCGGUCAUGGACGGGGCAGACACGAAAGCAAUGGCCAAAGACGACUUUUUGCGAAGUGUGUUGCAGCCCUUCUUUAGCCAGUUGAGUAUGUUUUCGUACGAGGCCACGUAUAGUAUGGGCGUGCCGGAUACAGAGGUUUGCAGGCGGGGGUUGCUGGAGGAUGUUUUGGAUGAGAGUACCAUGGCUUGA
This is a messenger RNA of Aureobasidium namibiae CBS 147.97, 5499 nucleotides long. RefSeq lists its product as uncharacterized. The coding region runs from base 1 to 5499 and encodes 1832 amino acids. NCBI's taxonomy places the organism in Eukaryota, Fungi, Ascomycota, Dothideomycetes, Dothideales, Saccotheciaceae. The transcript has 2 exons. Gene Ontology annotation, cellular component: trans-Golgi network; endosome. The record is from RefSeq and is a predicted model, not a curated record. Gene Ontology annotation, biological process: Golgi to endosome transport.